AUGGACUCUAUUGCGCUUCCGGCGCCCGUACGUGGAGCGUGCGGCGUGUCGGAGCAAAGCGUUUCAUCGCACCAGCAUGAUGACGGCGCGGCUGCGCCCGGAUUCAUCGAACGCGACCGUCUCGCGCACGACGUCUACCAGUCGGUGCUGCAGACGGGGCGUGGCGACUGGAUUGAGCUGAUGAACUGUGCGCCGCUCGCAAGCCAGUACCAUCUGAGCACCUAUAGCACACUAAAAUUUGGCUAUGGAGGCGCACCCUAUGCCUACUUGCCCAUGUCGCUGCAGCAGCCCCUCGCCACGAACACGAUCCUCGCGCGUCAGCGCGAGAUCGAGGGGAAUGCCUGGAGCUGGAAACUGCAUCAGUCGACCGAAGUGUCGUCGCCGGAGGACGACGCCACCGACACUACCCCGCGUGCGUCGCCGUGCAUGGACGAUGCGGCAGACCUCGAUGGCGUCCUGGGACCCGAAGAAACGCCUGCGCCAUGCCCACUGUCCAUUCCCAAUGAUACCCCGCCUAUGAUGACAAAGGCGUUCCGGGAUGCGAUGCAGAUGGCGUGCAUGGACGGCACGGGCGGCAUGUCGCAGGUGCCGAAUCCGCCGUGCACAAUCAAGACGAGCGACACGCACCCAAUUCAUGUAAGCCCUAUCCUGCCGCCAAGCAUGGUGCCGAUGCUCUCGGAGCACGUCCUAAAACACCUUCCCCGCGAGUAUGCCGAGCUCGCGCAGGUUGCGCCGGGGCGCUCGGACACGCCUUUGCCACGCUCCUCGUGGGGCUACUUGCAGCGGGGCGAGCCGAUUCCCCCGGGCGAGUUUGCGUCGCACCUUGUGCACGCGCUCGGCGAGCCGGAGGAGCACCUCACCGGCCAGGUGCGCGGCGAGCAGCUGAUCCGCCUGCCCCCGACCGUGUCGCUCGACGAGCUUGCACGCACCGUGGAGCCGUGCAAAGAGUCGCCCGAGACGAUGGCGGAGAGCGCGCAGCGCCCCCACCAGAUCGGCAACAUGAUCCUCUCGUCGUGCCCGGGCAAAAAGGUGCGAAUGAAUGCCCCGGUGCGUGGCCGCAGCAGUGUGUGCCGCGACCUGAAAAUGGACCUCGUGCGCUACCGCGCGAUGGGCGUGCGUGCGAUUGUGUGCUGCCUCGACGACGACGAGCUGACGCUCCUCGGCUCGCCGUGCGCCGAGUACAUGGACGAAGUCGCGUCGCAAGGCCUCGACCUCGUGCGGCUGCCGAUUGCCGAGGGCUUUGCGCCGACGGACCUGGUCAAAUUCGACAUUAUGAUUACGGCGCUGAUUUUGACCUAUACGCUGCGCGGCUCCUCGAUCCUUGUCCACUGCCGCGGCGGUGUCGGACGCGCGGGCCUGGUCGCAGCGAUUUGGACACUCAAGAUGGGCUUUGUGAUGCCGUCGGCGGCGCCUGUGCCGCUCGACGUGUCGCUCGCAAGCGCUGCGCGCGAGGCCCAAAACGACUCGGCGAGCGUCCUCCAGACCGUGUUGAAACUGAUCGAGGUGGUCCGCCGCCGGCGCAGCCUGCGCGCCAUUGAAACGGCAGAGCAGGCGCACUUUUUGAUGGAGUAUGUACGAUUUAUCCACCGCCAGGAGCACGCGCGUCGGUGCUUCGAGCGGUGCAGCAUGUGA
Molecule: messenger RNA, 1632 nt
Organism: Malassezia japonica
Lineage: Eukaryota; Fungi; Basidiomycota; Malasseziomycetes; Malasseziales; Malasseziaceae
Exons: 2
Coding region: 1-1632 (543 amino acids)
Biological process (GO): dephosphorylation
Cellular component (GO): cytoplasm
Molecular function (GO): protein tyrosine phosphatase activity
Source: RefSeq, a predicted model, not a curated record